AUGCCUUCCUUCACCUACCUCACCGCGGUUCUCGCCCUGACCAGCGCAGUGGCUGCCACUCCCCUCCAGAAGCGCGACACCUUCUCUGUUGAGCAGGUCAAGCACAAGCUCCAGCUGAAGAACGGUCCCGCUCAGAUCGCAAAGGCUCUGCGCAAACACAACAAAGCCGUUCCUGCGCACAUCCAGUCUGCUGCUGAUGCUCGUGCCAACACCGCCUCUGCUGUCAUAAGUGGCUCAGAGCCCGCCAACCCCAACAGCGACUACGACGAGUCCUACCUCAGCCCGGUCACCGUUGGAACCACCAAUGUCAACCUUGACUUUGACACUGGAUCUUCUGAUCUCUGGGUCUUCUCGUCCCUGCAGGCCUCUUCACAGCUUUCGGGUCACGACUACUACAAGGUCGAUCCCUCCAAGCUCAAGAGCGGCUACUCAUGGAAAAUCAGCUACGGUGACGGUUCCGGAGCGUCUGGUAAGGUCUACGCUGAUACGGUCACCGUUGCCGGCGUCACAGCCACCUCCCAGGCUGUAGAGGCUGCUUCAUCUGUCUCCACAGAAUUCGCCCAGGACGUGGACACCGACGGUCUCCUCGGUCUCGCUUUCAGCAGCCUCAACAGGGUCACGCCCGUUGCUCAGAAGACCUUCUUCGACACGGUCAAGUCUUCGCUCGCCAAGGAGCUGUUCGCUGUGAACCUCAAGUACCAUGCCGCCGGUACCUACGACUUCGGUUUCAUCGACACGGCCAAGUACACCGGUCCCAUCACGUACGUCAACGUCGACAACAGCCAAGGUUUCUGGGGCUUCACCGCAUCCGGCUACUCGGUCGGCUCCGGCGCAACCGUUAGGUCCAGCAUCGACGGCAUUGUCGACACUGGCACAACCCUGAUCGUGAUUGACUCGGGCAUCGUGGAUGCGUACUACGCCAAGGUCAGCAGCGCCACGUUUGACAACAGCCAGGGCGGUUACGUGUUCCCUUGCUCGACCGUUCUGCCCAACUUCUCCAUCAUCGUCGGUGGCGUCGCCCAGGUUGUGCCCGGAAAGUUCAUCAACUACGCCCCCAUCUCUUCGGGCUCCGAGACUUGCUUCGGUGGCAUCCAGUCCAACGACGGUCUCGACACGAACAUCUUCGGCGACAUCUUCCUCAAGAGCAAGUACGUUGUCCACGACGUCUCCACGGGCACUCCCCGCCUCGGUUUCGCGCAGCAGGCUGGUGUAUCCGCCUAA
This is a messenger RNA of Ascochyta rabiei, 1221 nucleotides long. RefSeq names its product Aspergillopepsin I. The record is from RefSeq and is a predicted model, not a curated record. Gene Ontology annotation, molecular function: aspartic-type endopeptidase activity. The coding region runs from base 1 to 1221 and encodes 406 amino acids. The transcript has 4 exons. NCBI's taxonomy places the organism in Eukaryota, Fungi, Ascomycota, Dothideomycetes, Pleosporales, Didymellaceae. Gene Ontology annotation, biological process: proteolysis.